Molecule: messenger RNA, 371 nt
Organism: Oppiella nova
Lineage: Eukaryota; Metazoa; Arthropoda; Arachnida; Sarcoptiformes; Oppiidae
Source: the annotation of a GenBank genome assembly
AUGGCCUUACGGUUGGCGUACGCGUUGAGUGGAUGUCUUGAGCGGCGGAUCAGUUGCCUGAUGACCAUGCCUGUAUAUAGUGUGCGGACAUACAGUCGCACCAUUCCCUCAGUGGAUACACCUGACAGCACCGGUAGGCCCGCAGAUAUUAGUGACACAAACUAUUGUCUCAUAAGUGGUGAGAGGAAUGGCCGCAAGAAGUAGUCAUACAAUGAAUGCACAGAAAGUCUAUCCGAAAGACAGUAUCGACCGCUUCGGCGAUGAUUUGUGUCAACACUUAUUGUCUUUCCUAUCACUCUCUGACCGGUUCCGAUGUGAAUGUGUGUCCAAACAGUGGCAGAGAGUCGUAUAUAAGACACAACAUGAGCUGA